AUGUUAUAUUUGUUUGUGACAGUAUAUGAAAAUGGAAAAUCUUUAGUAAAAUCAUCAGUAGUUAGUAUUGAAGAGUUCAGAAAUUUUGAAGAUUUAUUAAAAACAGCACUAUAUCGAAAAGAACUGUUUUUUGAAGAAAUGUUAGUUAAAAUUGAUUUUCAAUGUAAUGAUUCUUCAGUUUGGUAUCCUAUAUUAAGUGGCCUUGAUGAAGAUUUGGAAGUGUGUUCUCAAUUGAAG
Messenger RNA from Funneliformis caledonium, 237 nucleotides. Lineage: Eukaryota; Fungi; Glomeromycota; Glomeromycetes; Glomerales; Glomeraceae. The record is from the annotation of a GenBank genome assembly.